AUGUUUGAUCAAUUAUUGAAUAAUAUGUCUAAUUAUACAAAUCUAUAUUUCAUUAUUAAUAAUCAUACUACUACUACUAAUACUACUCCGUCUUCUCCUCAUCCUGCUCCACCUUCUCAUCCAACUACGACGACUACUACAACAACGACGACGACAACGACAACACCAACAAUUCCUACUAUUCAUCAUACUACUUAUAUCAUCCCUAUUACAUUAUCGAAACAAAAUGAAUUAGAUUUAGAAUAUUUAGAUCAUAUAUUAUCUAUAAUGCGUUUAAUAUGCGGUAAAAUUUUAACUCCCUUAUUAUGUUUAAUUGGAUUUAUAUCCAAUAUUAUUAAUAUUAUUAUAUUAACAAGAGAAUGGAUGAGUUCAUCAACUAAUAUCUAUUUAACUGCUGUAUCUAUAUGUGAUUUAUUAUAUUUAUUAUUUACUUAUUUAUUUUCAUUAUGGUUAUAUCCAUCUAUUCAACAAUUAACUUUAUAUGCCUAUAGUAUUACAUAUAUACAUGGUACUGCUAAUUUAUUUAGUAAUAUUACUACAUGGCUUACUGUAAGUUUUACAUUAGAACGUUAUAUUGUUAUAUCAUCACCUAUAUUAGGUAAACGUUAUUGUACUAAACAACGUGCACGUUAUGUUAUUAUUAUUAUAUUUAUUAUAUGUUUUUUAAUAACAUUACCAGAUUAUUUUAAAAAAACAAUCAAAUAUAAUCAUACUACUUAUAAUACUACUUAUAAUAAUAGUAAUCAUCAUAAUCAAUUAAUCAAUAAUUCAACCAAUACAACAAUCAAUAAUCAUCAUCAUCAUCAUAAUCAAUAUUUAGUUGUUGAUACACAAAUCAAUAUUAUUUUAAUUAAAAUUGGUUAUGAUUAUAUUAAUCAAAUUAUAUUUAUUAUAUUACCAAUGAUAUUAUUAAUUAUAUUUAAUAGUUUAUUAAUAAGAUCUGUGAUGAAAGCUAAUUAUGAUCGAAGAAUAUUGAUCAAACAAGGUAAUAAUAAUAAUAAUAAUAAUACUUGUAUACCAUCGAUCAAUAUUAUAAAUGAUCCGAAAAAUAUUGACUUAUUAUCGAAUAGUAAUACUCCUAAUGAUAAUAAUAAUGAUAAUAAUAAUAAUGGACGUCAAUAUAGUAUGGUUCAAUUAAAUCAAGAAGCUACAACAAGUCAUAAUGUACCAGCAAUUGUACGUGAUGCAUUAGAAGCAAGUAUGAGAACAACAAUUGGUAUCACAUCUAGUAUAACACAAUCAUAUCGAUCAAUGAAUUAUCAAACAAAUUUAUUACCAAUAAUGAAUAUAAAAAAAGGUACAAAAUUAGGUGAACAACAUCGUAUUACAUUAAUGUUAAUUACAAUUGUUAUAGCAUUUGUAUUAUUACAAUUACCAAGUAUGGUACCAACAAUAAUAAUGAAUUUAUGGAAUACUGGUAUAAUACAAUCAACACAAUAUACAACUAAGUGCCUAUUAAUUUAUGCAAAUAUAUCAAAUGUAUUAUUAAUUAUUAAUGCUGCAUUAAAUUUUGUAUUUUAUUCAUUAUUUUCAGCAAGAUUUCGUCAAACAUGUUAUAUACUAUUGAAAAAUAUUACUUGUUUAAAACAUUUUUUAUAUCAAUAA
Schistosoma bovis is the source of this 1605-nucleotide messenger RNA. Lineage: Eukaryota; Metazoa; Platyhelminthes; Trematoda; Strigeidida; Schistosomatidae. The record is from the annotation of a GenBank genome assembly.